AUGGGCAGAUUCGAGACAAAGGAUACAGUUGCCGUGUGUGGAGGCAAGCUCCUCAAGCUUUCUCACGCUUCGGAAUACACAAAGACCUCGAUGGACGUGAACGUCUAUCUUCCACCGCAGUACGAGGCUUCGGGGGCGAAGAAGCUGCCUGUUCUGUUGUAUCUUUCCGGGUUGACGUGUACACCUCAAAACGUUUCCGAGAAGUCGUUUUUACCAUACUUCGCCAGCAAGCACGGGUUUGCGCUUGUCUUCCCAGAUACGUCCCCAAGAGGUGCCGGUAUCAACGGCGAAGACGAGAGUUGGGACUUUGGUACCGGGGCCGGGUUCUACGUAGACUCCAUCAGAGAGCCAUGGAAGAAGAACUACAACAUGUACUCGUACGUGCUCAAGGAGUUGUUGCCGCUGGUCAGCGAAGAGUUUGGCCAGCUGGACGUUCUCGAGAACUGCUCCAUCACGGGCCAUUCGAUGGGUGGGUACGGCGCCCUCAUGAUGUACAUGCGUAACCCGGGGCGGUUCAAGUCGUGCAGUGCGUUUGCACCUAUUGCUAACCCGAGUGUCGUUCCGUGGGGGGAGAAGUGCUUCGGGAACUACUUGGGCGAGGACAAGGCGGAGUGGUACAAGUACGACCCAUGCCAUUUGGUCAAGGCGUACGCAGGCAACCCGCAGGUGGCCGACGAGAAGAUCUUGAUCCACGUCGGCACGAAGGAUGUCUUCAACUACAGAGACCACCAGUUGAGAUGCGAGAACUUGGUCGAGGCAGCCAAGGGCACCAAGUUGGCAGGCUCGAUCGACUUGAACGUCGUUGACGGCUACGACCACAGCUACUACUUCAUCUCCUCGUUUGUUCCGGAACACGUGGAAUUCCACUUGAAGUACCUCACUAAAUGA
Messenger RNA from Pichia membranifaciens NRRL Y-2026, 888 nucleotides. RefSeq lists its product as hypothetical. Gene Ontology annotation, biological process: formaldehyde catabolic process. The transcript has a single exon. NCBI's taxonomy places the organism in Eukaryota, Fungi, Ascomycota, Pichiomycetes, Pichiales, Pichiaceae. Gene Ontology annotation, cellular component: cytosol. The record is from RefSeq and is a predicted model, not a curated record. The coding region runs from base 1 to 888 and encodes 295 amino acids. Gene Ontology annotation, molecular function: S-formylglutathione hydrolase activity.